This is a messenger RNA of Acanthocheilonema viteae, 1134 nucleotides long. NCBI's taxonomy places the organism in Eukaryota, Metazoa, Nematoda, Chromadorea, Rhabditida, Onchocercidae. The record is from the annotation of a GenBank genome assembly.
AUGCACUGGAAAGCUACAACAAUCCUUAUUUGUGCAUACGGAAUAGUGAAGGAAUUCCGGCCAGCAACACCUUUCCUCACUCCAUACCUCGUUUCAUCCUUUAAGAACUUCACUGAUGUCGAAUUGUAUAGCGAAAUUUAUCCAUUUUGGACAUACUCAUAUUUGCUCUUUUUAGUGCCAAUAUUUUUCCUGACUGAUAUCUUACGAUAUAAGCCGAUCAUUGUAUUAGAAGCUCUUAGUUUGUGUGGCACUUGGGCGCUCCUAUUAUGGGGUAAAACCGUAUGCCAUAUGCAGAUUAUGCAAAUUAUUUUUGGAAUAUCAUCGGCUGCGGAAAUAGCUUAUUACUCGUAUUUAUACGCAGUAGUUAAUCAAAAAUAUUACAAACUUAUCACAUCUUAUAUACGGGCUGCUGCCUUGGUUGGAAAAUUUUUUGCCUUUGGUCUUGCUCAAUUCCUUAUCUCAUUUCAGUAUGGGUCAUACCUUCUUUUGAAUCAGAUAUCAUUCGGUUCAGUUUGUACAGUUCUUGGGAUUGCUAUCGUUCUUCCAUCGAUACCAUCCAAAUUAAGUGCAAAUAAAGUUAUUGAAAUUGAUGAAGAUACGGCUAAACGUUCUCAUAUCACAGUAGAUUAUGAAAGCGGAUUGCAAAAUAAGGAACAAAAUUUUGAAGAAAAAGCUGCUCUAAAUGCCAGUACGCUCAAUGUUGACCAGGGAAUUGCCGCUUAUUUUCGAGCGAUUUGGUAUUGUUUUAAAAUUUUCAAGCGCAAUAAAAUUGUCCUGAAAUGGAGCAUUUGGUGGGCGCUAACUAGCUGCGGUACUUUUCAGGUUAUGAAUUAUGUACAAACAUUAUGGGCUACAAUGCAAACAUCUUCUGAUACAUACAAUGGUAUUACCGAAUGUACCAACACUUUUAUCGGAGCAUUUAUCAGCUUUUUGGUACAGUAUAUGAACGUGAAUUGGUCAAAACGGGGUGAACACGUAUUGUUGAUCACGUCAGCGCUUAUCGCUAUUUUUCUUGUUAUUAUGGCUCAAACGGAAAUUGUUUACAUUACAUACGUACUCUAUGUUGUCGUGAUAACUAUUUAUCACCUUCUGAUAACAGUCGCAAGGUGUGGUUUGUUCCUAGAGAGUUUCUAA